Messenger RNA from Saprolegnia diclina VS20, 1377 nucleotides. RefSeq lists its product as hypothetical. Gene Ontology annotation, molecular function: protein heterodimerization activity; transcription coactivator activity; RNA polymerase II general transcription initiation factor activity. Gene Ontology annotation, cellular component: SLIK (SAGA-like) complex; SAGA complex; transcription factor TFIID complex. Gene Ontology annotation, biological process: RNA polymerase II preinitiation complex assembly; transcription initiation at RNA polymerase II promoter. The transcript has 6 exons. Bases 32 to 1318 code for a protein of 428 amino acids. Lineage: Eukaryota; Oomycota; Saprolegniomycetes; Saprolegniales; Saprolegniaceae. The record is from RefSeq and is a predicted model, not a curated record.
UGCCAAUACAAACCAACGUGUGGCAAAUAGUAUGAGCGUCGUCCGGGAAGAGUCGAUCGCGGUCAUCGCGCAGAGCCUCGGGCUGGACAGCCUCCGCGCGGGCUGCGCGGCCGACCUCGCGCCCGAGGUCGAGUUUCGCCUCCGCGAGAUCAUCCAGGACGCGGUCAAGUUCCAGACGCAUGCGCGCCGCGAGACGCUCACGACGCGGGACAUCAACCAUGCGCUGAGCGCGCGCAACAUGGAGGUCUUGUACGGCUAUGGCGGCGGCGACGGCGUGAGCUACCGCCGCAUUAGCCCGGGCCUCUUUGUGCCCGAGGACCCCGAGGUCGCGGUCGCCGACAUCCUCAACGCGCCCUUUCCGCUGUGUCCACUCGUGCCCAGCGUUAGCAUGCACUGGCUGGCCGUCGAGGGUGUCCAGCCGCAGAUCCCCGAGAACGACGUGCUUGACACGAAUGCCCACGCGCGGUCGGCGACGGCGAUUUCGGACCCGGUCUUCACGGGCGACGUCGUCCGCAAGCCGCUCGUCAAGCACGUUUUGACGGACGAGAUGCAGCUCUACUACACCAAGGUCACGGACGCAGUCAAGAGCGACGACUUUGCGCGCCAGCAGGCUGCGUACACGAGCUUGUCGCAUGACCCGGGUCUCCACCAGCUCAUGCCAUACUUUUCGCGGUUCAUUUACGAAGAAGUCAAGCACAGCAACCACGACCUCGCACUCCUCUCGUCCGUGCUGCGCAUGGCACGCGCGCUCCUCCACAACGUCGGUCUCCGCAUCGAGCUCUACCUGCAGCAGAUGAUUCCAGCGAUUUUGACGUGCAUUCUCAACAAGGACCUGUGUGCCAACCCCGCCGAAGACCACUGGGCUGUGCGCAACUACGGCGCGCGUCUCAUGGCCGAGAUUUGCUCGCGGUUCGGCAACUCGUACAACAGCAUCCAGGCCCGCGUCUCCAAGACCUUCCACGGCGCCUUUCUCGACGCGUCCCGUCCGUUCCCGACGCACUAUGGUGCGAUUGUCGGGCUCAUGUACCUCGGGCCGCUGGUCAUGGAGCGGCUGCUCUUCCCGCACCUCGCCGCGUACCUCGCAGUGCUCACGCCGUGUUUUGCGCCGUCGAAUGCCAACCAAGUGCAGCGCCUCGAAGCGCAAAACUGCCAUGGCAUCCUUGUGCAUGCCGCCGGGCAGUAUUUAUCCCUGCAAACCAACGCGGCGACGUCGAGCGAUUUCAAGCAGACGCUCGAUACGCUGCAAGACACGUUUGGCGAGGCCCUCGUGCCCUACCUGCGCACGCCAGGCAUGGGCUACGCCGACAUGGUGCUCUAAUAGCCACCGACGUAACCCAUACACUCUACUACACGACUGCAUACGUUUCUCAUUCGUCA